CUUCGUUAUAUACUUUUUGUAUAUAAAACAUUGUGUGUUGUGGCGGUUGUGGCGCGAAACACAGUUAACAUUCGUGUCAAUAAUCAGACAACGAAAUACACAUUCUGAUUUUGUUUUUGGCUGCAGCGUUGAUAUUUAUUGAAAAUGACAAAAAAUUCAGAUAGCAACAUAAAACCUAAGGAAAAAUUCGAUCCAAGUUCGCUUCAGGAUUUGCUACCGAUAUACUACAAGCGAUUAUUUCCGCAUCUGCAGUUUUACCGCUGGAUAUCGUACGGGCUUUCGGAAGCAUCAAUCUUCACAAAUCGGGAGUUUUCGUUCACGCUACAAGAUGACAUCUACAUACGAUUUCAAUCCUUUGAUAGUCAGACAGAGCUGGAGAAGGAAAUUUGCUCCAAGAGCCCUGCAAAAAUUGAUAUCGGAGCCGUGUACAAUGUUCGUCCCAAGGAUAAUCGGGCUAGCACUGUGAUGAAACCGGUGCAGCGAGAAUUGGUUUUCGACAUUGAUAUGACGGAUUAUGAUGAUAUUCGAACGUGCUGCAAGGAAGCCAAUGUGUGCCGAAAAUGCUGGAAGUAUAUGACCAUUGCUUGUAAGGUUAUCGAUUCUGCCUUGCGUGAAGACUUCGGAUUCGAACAUCUAUUGUGGGUGUUCAGUGGUCGCCGUGGGAUUCAUUGCUGGGUUUGUGAUAAAACUGCCAGACAUUUAGAUACAAAAGGGCGCUCUUCGAUUGCAGAGUACAUGCACAUUCUGAUCAGCGGUGGAGAAGGGUCAGUAACAAGGGUCAGUCUAGGUGACAGAAUGCAUCACGCCAUUAAACGAGCGCACAGAAUAAUUGAACCAUUGUUCGAGGAAAUCUGUCUGGUCGAUCAGAAUACUUUCGCCACUCCGGAAGGCCUUCGUAAGCUAUUGGCUAUGGUACAGGAUGAAAGCCUCCGUUUGGAACUGGACAAAAAAUUAAGACCCCAUGAAGGCAAUUCUAAAGCAAUUUGGAAGGCUUAUGUACAGUUUUUUGAAUCAUUAAGAAUAUCCGGUAAUAGAUCUAGAAAACUGAAGUUUAUAAUCGAGGAAACCCAGUUGGCAUUCACCUAUCCGCGAAUUGAUAUUAACGUUAGUAAAGGGUUCAACCAUUUGCUCAAAUCCCCGUUCUGUGUUCAUCCGAAAACGGGAAAAGUUUGCAUCCCAUUCAAUCCUAACGUUGCGGAAAAGUUCGAUCCAACGCAAGUUCCAACAAUUAACGAACUAUUGAACGAGGUAAACGCGUACGACGAAGAUAUGGCCGACGAACAGGGAGAACGUUCACGCAUUAAGGAUUACAAAAAGACCAGCAUGUUCAAGAGUACCGUAAUAUUCGAAGAGUUCUUGCGCAAACUCGAGCAAUCGUUCAAAGGCAAGGCUAUUUUGGUUAGCGAUAAGAAAAUGGAAUUCUAAUGUUAGUUUCUACUUAAUGAUGGUACGUUUUAUUUUAAAUUUUGUUACAUCCGGAAACAA
This is a messenger RNA of Wyeomyia smithii (pitcher-plant mosquito), 1485 nucleotides long. It is a transcript of the gene DNApol-alpha50, whose product is annotated as DNA primase small subunit. The record is from RefSeq and is a predicted model, not a curated record. Lineage: Eukaryota; Metazoa; Arthropoda; Insecta; Diptera; Culicidae. The transcript has 3 exons. Gene Ontology annotation, biological process: DNA replication, synthesis of primer. Gene Ontology annotation, cellular component: alpha DNA polymerase:primase complex. Bases 145 to 1425 code for a protein of 426 amino acids.